Erythranthe guttata (spotted monkey flower) is the source of this 1905-nucleotide messenger RNA. It is a transcript of the gene GATB, whose product is annotated as GLU-ADT subunit B. The record is from RefSeq and is a predicted model, not a curated record. Lineage: Eukaryota; Viridiplantae; Streptophyta; Magnoliopsida; Lamiales; Phrymaceae. Gene Ontology annotation, molecular function: glutaminyl-tRNA synthase (glutamine-hydrolyzing) activity. Gene Ontology annotation, biological process: glutaminyl-tRNAGln biosynthesis via transamidation.
AGAACUGUAUUCUUUAUGCUCUCGAUUGAUUGCUGAACGAUUUGACUGCAAAAAUAUUUCUGGGUUUACAGCAUAUGAUAUGGCAUUGACAUUAUUCAGGGGCUUAAGAUCAAAUUGUUUCCGUUCGUACCCACCGUCACUGUGUAUUACUAGAAAACAUGGCGUAUUGCAUUGUAGCAUGAGCAGUAGUGCACAAGGACAAACCGCAACGCAAGAAAAGCAACACGCCCAACUCAAAGACGUGCCAAAGAGAGAACCUUCGAAAAAAUUAGAAGAAGUCUUGAAACAUUACGAGGCAGUCAUAGGAAUCGAGACCCAUGUCCAGCUGGCGACUCUCACAAAGGCAUUUUGCAGCUGCCCUUAUAACUACGGGGCGCAGCCGAACACGAGCGUUUGUCCGAUUUGCAUGGGGUUGCCUGGAGCCUUGCCGGUUCUCAACUCAAAGGUUAUAGAGAGUGCAGUAAAAGUUGGUCUUGCACUAAACUGCAAACUCUCUCUUAGUUCGAAGUUCGAUAGGAAACAGUACUUUUAUCCGGACCUUCCAAAAGGGUACCAGAUAUCGCAAUUUGAUAUCCCGAUUGCAGCUGAUGGUUACGUUGAUAUCGAUCUUCCAAUUGAAUUUGGUGGUGGGCAUCGAAAAUUCGGCAUCACCAGAGUUCAUAUGGAAGAAGAUGCCGGAAAGUUGCUUCAUACUGGAAACGGCAAUUUUUCUCAGGUUGACUUGAAUAGGGCAGGAGUUCCGUUGCUCGAGAUUGUGUCUGAACCUGAUAUGAGAACAGGUGUCGAAGCGGCAGAAUAUGCUGCAGAGAUACAGAGAUUAGUUAGGUAUCUUGGAGUGAGUAACGGAAAUAUGCAAGAAGGGUCUCUUCGAUGCGAUGUUAAUAUAUCGGUUCGCCCGAUUGGGCAGGUGGAGUUUGGCACGAAGGUUGAAAUAAAAAAUUUGAACUCGUUCUCGUCGGUAAGUAGGGCCAUCGAUUUUGAGAUAUUAAGGCAAGUCCGACAUAUCGAUGAAGGCCAGGCUGAGAAAAUCGUACUGGAAACUCGUCUCUGGGAGGAAGGUGCUCAGAAAACUGUUACAAUGAGAAAAAAGGAAGGACUUGCUGACUAUCGGUACUUCCCGGAGCCUGAUCUUCCUGAAGUUAAUCUCAGUGAGGAAUACGUUAAUGAAAUUCGUAAUUCGUUACCUGAAUUACCAGAAACAAAGCGUAGGAGAUUUGAGAACAUGGGACUUAGCAUGCAGGACGUUCUUUUUCUUGCAAAUGACGUAAAUGUAGCUGCAUUUUUCGAUGCCACAAUAGCGUCGGGUGCCGAUGUAAAACUGGCUGCUAAUUGGAUAAUGGGUGAUAUUGCUGCUUAUAUGAAAAACGAGAAGUUGUCCGUUAACGAGAUUAAGCUCACCCCUCAAGAAUUAGGCGAACUGAUAGCCUCGAUUAAAGGUGGAACCAUUAGUGGAAAGAUCGGCAAAGAGAUACUGUUUGAGCUAAUGGCAAAGGGUGGAACUGUGAAAGGGCUUAUUAAAGAAAAGGAUUUGGUUCAGAUUACGGACUUGUCUGAGAUCGAGAAAAUAGUGGAUAGAGUACUUGCAGAAAAUCCGAAGCAGUUGGAGCAGUAUCGAGGGGGUAAAACGAAGCUACAAGGAUUUUUUGCAGGCCAGAUAAUGAAAGAAACGAAAGGGAAAGCAAACCCGGGGAUUUUGAACAAGAUACUUCUCGAAAAAUUGAAUGCAAAAGCCUGAUGCUUUCUUUUUCACUAGCUUCUUGCUCUAGAUUUAUAUUUUCACUGAAUAAUACUUAUGAUAUAUUUAUUCUUGGAAUCCGAAAAAUGGAGUAAAGUACACAUGCAUUUUUAUUGUUUUAGGCUUAGUCGAGGUUUACAGUUUCGACUUUCGAUUGGCUACGAUAAAAA